AUGACACGUGUGCUUCUAACGGGUGGCUCUGGCUUCAUCGCGGCGCAUGUAUUGGACCAUCUCAUCCAGCGAGGCUACAGCGUGGUGACGACGGUGCGCUCUCCCGCCAAAGCCGACAAGAUCAGAGCUGCAUAUCCAACCGUCGGGACAGAUCGACUGGACUUUGCAAUUGUCGAAGACAUUGCUCAAGACGACGCGUUCGACGCCGCCCUCACCUCGUCUACUCCGCCCUUCGAAGCCGUCAUCCACACGGCCAGCCCGUUCCAUUUCAACGUCACGGACGUGCAACGAGAUCUCCUCGACCCCGCGAUCAAAGGCACGACGGGUCUGUUGAGGUCGAUCGUCAAACACGCCCCCACGGUCAAACAAGUCGUCAUUACGUCGUCGUUCGCCUCGAUCGUGAACCCCUUCAAGGGAUCCUGGCCCGAGCACAUGUACACGGAACAGGACUGGAACCCCGUCACUCUGGAGCAGGCGUCGGAAAGCAUCGCCAACGGCUACCGGGCAAGCAAGACGUUUGCCGAGAGAGCAGCGUGGGAGUUCUUGCAGCAACAACAGUCGCGAGGACCGCCGCCUUUCUCACUGACCACCCUCUGUCCACCGAUGGUGUUGGGCCCCGUGAUCUCCCACCUCGACAGCCUGGACCGCCUCAACACCAGCAAUCAGAUCAUCGGGGACCUGAUUCGGGGGAAACACAAGGACAAGAUCCCCGACAACGCCACUUUCACGUGGGUCGACGUGCGGGACCUCGCGCUCUGCCACGUCCUGGCCCUGGAGAAGCCCGGCGCCGCGAACCAGCGCUUCCUCGUCGCCGCCGGCUACUUUUCCAACAGGGAGCUCGUGGAGAUCAUCCGCACGAAACACGAACGACUGCGCGACCGGCUGCCCGCGGAGGACAGUCCCGGCGGUGGCUAUCCCGAGGGAGGGCUGUACAAGGUCGACAGCAGCAAGGUCACAAAGACGCUGGGCAUUACGUGGAGGGAGUUGGCCGACACGGUCACGGACACGGUGGAUUCGCUGGAAAAGUUUCUGUCAUGA
Molecule: messenger RNA, 1038 nt
Organism: Fonsecaea nubica
Lineage: Eukaryota; Fungi; Ascomycota; Eurotiomycetes; Chaetothyriales; Herpotrichiellaceae
Exons: 1
Coding region: 1-1038 (345 amino acids)
Molecular function (GO): oxidoreductase activity, acting on the CH-OH group of donors, NAD or NADP as acceptor
Source: RefSeq, a predicted model, not a curated record